CCCAACAAAGGAGGGUAUUGAUUCAUAGAAUCUUUGGGUACAUCACGCAGCCCAGAACUUGGGCAUCUUCAUCCAUUUCAUUAUAACUCUUUCAUAGUCAAGGAUAGCUCAUGUUUUCCAGAAAGAGUCAACACCUUUACUGACACUUGAAAUGGGGAUUGAGUGAUUAGGAGCUUUUUUAGGGGACCUUGUCAUGAAUGAAACCUUCAGCAAGUGGUCUAAUGCUUCCAGUCUGACACUUCCACUUGGAGAGGCAUCCAGGAUGGGCCUUUUAUUAAAUAUUGCCUUAGAGUAAAUGGUCUUUUUUUUAACUGAUCCUAUUUUAGAUUUUGCCUUUUAUCUCCCACAAACCUCAGAAUUAAGAGAAAACGAAAUGUUGCGGGGUUCGUAUUUACCAACACGGGCCUAGGAUGUAUUUGCAUUUCUUUGCACGACUUCAGAUGAUUUGCUUUGUCCCCAUGGGAUCUAAGUUUAUCUUUCCAGUCCUGCCUUCCAACAUAAUGUAGCAAAAAUUGGAAUGUAGGAAUAAAAAAAGGUUUGGAUAUGAAUCCUCUUUGUUAAAUAGCACUGAGAAAUAUAGGUGUAAAAGGAAGUUUCUUUAGUUUAACAUUGCCAUGAAUGUCAGCACAUGCAGUGGCCAGAUCUACAAACUGAGUUCUCCGUAACAGGAGCACUGAGGGCUAGAAGGUUUAAAAUAGAUGUCAUAUGAUGCCAAUUACGACUCAGUGAAAUUUUGCAGUCCCAAGAACCUAUACAGAGUGGAAGCCAAAAUGGAAGAUGGUCCUGUUUCCUAUGGCUUUAAAAACAUUUUUAUUACGAUGUUUGCUACUUUUUUUUUCUUCAAGCUUCUAAUUAAAGUUUUUUUGGCUCUCCUAACUCAUUUCUAUAUCGUCAAAGGAAAUAGAAAAGAAGCAGCUAGAAUAGCAGAAGAGAUCUAUGGUGGAAUUGCAGGAUUCUGUUUCAAGAUAGAUUUAUGCUGUGUGAUUCCAAUAUACUAGACAACUUUGAAGACAGAUAACAGCAGCCUUAUCCAAAGACAAGGCAUUAACAUGCUUCAAUUAACUGGGGAAAAUAAGAAGAAUCUUGAAGUUUCAGGAACUGUCAGAAGGCCUGGAGUGUGGAAAGAGGUUUCUUUUGGGGAUUACAUUUGUCACACAUUUCAGGGAGAUUGCUGGGCUGAUCGAUCCCCACUUCACGAAGCUGCGGCCCAGGGACGCUUACUGACCCUUAAAACUUUAAUUGCACAGGGUGUCAAUGUGAACCUCGUGACAAUUAACCGGGUCUCUGCUCUCCACGAGGCAUGCCUUGGAGGUCACGUGGCCUGCGCUAAAGCCUUAUUGGAAAAGGGAGCACACGUCAACGGAGUGACGGUCCACGGCGCCACGCCUCUCUUCAAUGCCUGUUGCAGUGGCAGCGCUCCUUGUGUCAACGUGCUCUUGGAGUUUGGAGCCAAGUCCCAGCUUGAGGUGCACCUGGCUUCACCCAUCCAUGAGGCAGUGAAAAGAGGUCAUAGAGAGUGCAUGGAGAUACUGUUGGCAAAUAACGCUAACAUUGACCAAGAAGUACCUCAGCUUGGAACACCCCUCUAUGUGGCCUGCAUCUACCAGAGGGUAGACUGUGUGAAGAAACUUCUAGAAUUAGGAGCCAGUGUUGAGCACGGCCAGUGGCUGGACACCCCGCUCCAUGCCGCUGCGAGGCAGUCCAGUGCAGAAGUCAUCCACCUGCUAUCAGACUAUGGGGCGAACCUGAAGAGCAGGAACGCUCAGGGCAAGAGUGCCCUUGACCUGGCGGCUCCGAAGAGCAACGUGGAGCAGGCGCUCCUGCUCCGGGAAGGACCCCCUGCUCUGUCCCAGCUCUGCCGCCUGUGUGUUCGGAAAUGCUUGGGCCGAGCAUGUCAUCAAACCAUCCACAAACUACAUCUGCCGGAGCCACUGGAAAGAUUCCUCCUAUAUCGGUAGUGCCAGCUGUCCAUGGGAAGACACUUGGAAGUAACCAGGUUGUUGCCUGCUCUACCCAGGGUACCUAGUGUAGACGCCUAGCAGCUAGACUCUCCACAUCUUCCAAUGAGCUAAGCCAGUUAGAGUGAAUCCUGAUGAGCUGGAACACUUCCGAGCAGAAGUUCCUGGUUAGUUUAAUGUUCUCAUUAACCAAGGGGCACCCAGAAACCUUUCCGAUUUUACUCUUGUUUAGAGACUUAAACUAUGAAGUAGAGUGAAAUCAUAAGCUAUUUUUGAAGAUUCAUGAUCUUUAAUUAUCUAAUGGUCAACAUUCUGAAAAUGGUACAGACACAUGUAAAUCUCGGUGAAUGUGAUUACGAUGAAUAUGUAAGUAGUCCAAGAUGUGCUCCUGAUUGAGUUCCCUCCUUUUCCCCCUUUCUUUCUUUCCUUCUGUGAAUAAAUCUGUGCUAUAA
Messenger RNA from Manis pentadactyla (Chinese pangolin), 2410 nucleotides. RefSeq names its product ankyrin repeat and SOCS box containing 11 (gene ASB11). NCBI's taxonomy places the organism in Eukaryota, Metazoa, Chordata, Mammalia, Pholidota, Manidae. Gene Ontology annotation, biological process: positive regulation of protein catabolic process; intracellular signal transduction; protein ubiquitination. Bases 1050 to 1958 code for a protein of 302 amino acids. The record is from RefSeq and is a predicted model, not a curated record. The transcript is spliced from 8 exons. Gene Ontology annotation, molecular function: protein binding.